GCUUCGUCAGUGUUCACCUCGGGGAUUGUGUAUUGGAGAAAAGGCUCUCGUAAGACCGGGUUACGAAACCUCAUGGGGUGCCGAGAGAGUACUCAACUUCUGAGGUGACCAACAAUGGACGCUUCUAGAGAUACUUUGAUACAGGAAAGGACUGCCGAGAUGGAAAAUGAAUUGACGAAUGAAGAACAAGAGAGUGAGGAAGAGAAAGCACUGGUAAACGAUGUGGAGGAGGACGAGCAUGAACUGGAAGACGACGAUGAGGAAGACGACGAUGAGGAAGACGACGAUGAGGAAGAGGAGCAGGAUGAUGAGGAAGAGGAGGAAGAGGAAGAAGAAAAUGAGUUAGUGCUUGAUUUGAAGCUUGUUGGAGACUGCUUCACUCCAGGUGACGAUGGAGACGUGCCGCUGGCGCCCUACUUGAAGGGUUUCUUGGAGCUCAACAAAUUCAUCAAGAUGUUGGGGAAGUUGUACCAUUUUGUAGCGUAUGACGUCAAAGUGAAGACAGCGGUGGUGCAGAAGAAGAUGGCGAGGGAAAACGGCCAGCAUUACGUCAAUUUGAAAUCAAUGAUAAAGUACGAGAUGGAAAAUAGUCUUUUAGUACAGAAGUCCACGUCUGGCACCAAGGCAAUUCUUCUGCUUCACCGAGGAAUGGAGUUUACUUGUCAAUUCCUGAGGGAGAUGAUAAAAGAGGAAGAGGAACCAAAGCUGGGUGAGAUUGCUUCGAAAAUCUACUUGUCCACAACGGGGAGUUACCAAGCUACCUACCUGAGGGAACCCUUCUCCUGCGUUUUGAAGCUGUUACCUACCCGAGCUACCCUCAGGAACAGAGUCGCAAAAGGAAAGGAGGAGGCGGAAGAGAAGGUGAUGAGACUGUUAUUCGACGCCAUCAAGUCAAUAACAGAGACCUAUGACGCUGUUCAGAAGAUCUACAGUGAGAAUAAUCUUCUCGACAUGAGUACCUGGAGCCAAAUUCAAUCCAAGAAUUCAGGAGAUGGACCAUGAGGAAAAACUGGUAAACACUGAUACAGAUUGUGAAUAAAUGUAACGCGGAGAAAACAAGUGACCAAGAUGACAAGCUGAGAGAGAGAGAGAGAGAGAGAGAGAGAGAGAGAGAGAGAGAGAGAGAGAGAAUAAGUGUUGGGGAAAAGAAAAGAGAAAAAGAGGAAGGAAAAUGAAGAAUAUAAACGUGAAAAUAUAUGAUGAACCUGGUGAGGAACUUAAAGAUAACUGUGUUGACAAAUUCUUAUUGGACAACAUGUAUACUUAUAGCAAGAGGUGUUAUAACUAGGCUAAGGCUGAGUUUGGGUUAUCUCGACUAAUACAGUGAUUAUACGAAUUAUUUCUGUUGUUGAAAAACCGUAAACUUAUUACAAUAGUUAUAAGGUUGAGAUGAAUGAUAUGAUUGAUAUGCGAAGGUGUACUUGUAUCAUGUGUUUAUAUGUGAAUCGUCAGUGUAGCAAGCAAUGAAAUAUAAAGAAGUGCAUGUGUGUAUAGCGUACAUGAGUGAAUGUAUACUGUA
This is a messenger RNA of Portunus trituberculatus (swimming crab), 1519 nucleotides long. Its product is annotated as ceramide-1-phosphate transfer protein-like. The coding region runs from base 115 to 1002 and encodes 295 amino acids. The record is from RefSeq and is a predicted model, not a curated record. The transcript is spliced from 6 exons. Gene Ontology annotation, cellular component: cytoplasm; membrane; cytosol. NCBI's taxonomy places the organism in Eukaryota, Metazoa, Arthropoda, Malacostraca, Decapoda, Portunidae. Gene Ontology annotation, molecular function: ceramide 1-phosphate binding; ceramide 1-phosphate transfer activity. Gene Ontology annotation, biological process: ceramide transport; intermembrane lipid transfer.